AUGGCCGACCUCGAGUCGUCCGAAGACGACCGCUCUGUGGAAUUGUCCUCCAUCGCCGCUAUCUACCCGGAGAUCAGAGUCGAGCCCGACACCCCAUAUAAAGCCGCCCUAGACCUUCCCAUUGCUCUGCCAUCGCCGACCCAUGUCUGCUUCCAGCAAUCACCCGAUGUUGGCCUCUCCGCCGCCUUGACGCCCCCCACCUCUGUGGAUGGAUCGAAGGCCGAUCUCGGUCUGGCUCCUACCCGAGAUGUCCAUGUAGUAUCACAUUUGCCUCCUCUCAGUCUAGAGAUCGAAUUGCCGGACGGAUACCCGUCAGAGAAACCCCCAGUCGUUCAGCUGAGCACCACUCCGCCGUGGUUACCAGCUACCGUUCUCGUGAAGCUCUCCGAUGAUUGUCGACGGCUAUGGGAGGAAUGCGGGAAGGAUAUGGUAGUAUAUACAUAUAUCGAUCAUCUUCAACAACUCGCCGAAUCAGCCUUUGGGAUUCAGGACUCCUCCGACGGCGAGCUAUGCCUGUCACGAGAUCUGAAGGUCGCCCUAUUGGACUUUAACAGCAAGACGGAACGGGAGAAGUUUGAACAGGAGACAUUUGAGUGCGGUGUAUGUUUGGAGCCGAAAAAGGGUAUCAACUGCUAUCGACUACUGCGCUGCUCCCACGUCUUCUGUAUUCCUUGCCUACAAGACUUCUACAACACUUGCAUCACCGAGGGUGACGUUGAGGGUGUCAGAUGUCUUGCUCCAGACUGCGAAAAAAAUCAGAACCCAAAACGUGCCCCCGGGGCCGACACCGAUAUACCGCGCCGCAAGAAACGUGACCGAACACUGGGACCCAGCGAGCUUCUGCAGAUUCCAUUGACUCCAGAGACAGUGCAAAGAUAUGUCUUCCUGAAGCGCAAAAAGAAGAUCGAGGCCGACAAGACGACGGUAUACUGUCCACGAGAGUGGUGCCAAGGUGCAGCCCGAUCAAAAAGACACCCGAAACCAACGGAUCCAAUGGCAGACGAUGCCGAUGCAUCUGACGAGGAAGAAGGGGUUGCAUUCGAUCCCCUUGGUGAGGAUGGUCAGCUGCCUCCCAUGGCCGAGCGGGUAGCCAUCUGCGAGGACUGCAAUUACGCCUUCUGCUGCGUCUGCAAAAAAGGCUGGCACGGCGAGCUAGUUUAUUGCUCCCCAAGGCGCCAAGCCGAGCAGACAGUAGAAGAGAAAGCAACCGAGGCCUACCUGCAACAGUAUACAUCCCCAUGCCCAACUUGCAAUGUCCGUUGCCAGAAACGCAUGGGCUGCAACCAUAUGCGCUGUACCAAGUGCGAAACCCACUUUUGCUAUCUCUGCUCCUCUUGGCUAUCCGCAGACAACCCAUACCAACAUUUCAACAACGACAGCAGCCAGUGUUAUAACCGACUAUGGGAUAUGGAAGGCGGAGAUGGUCUCGAUCCCGAAGGCGCCGAAGCUCUACACAGAAUCCCAGAAGCACUACUGGUAUUCGAUGAUGAGGACGAAAUCCCGGACGCAGAGAGCGACGUUGAUAGCGACGGCAAUGUUGACGAACCUGAUUGGGACAUUGACUUUAGCGACAAUGAGGAUGACCACUACCCCUUCAACCAUCCUCCUCCCCCUGCACCAGUCCCACCCCGUGCCCCUGGCGCAGCUAGAGGCGGUGGCGCGAACAACCGGGAUCGCGAUGCCGCCGCUCGUGCAGCAGCAGCAGAGCGCCAGGCCCAAGCACGCGCCAUGGCCGAAGUGCGCAACCGUAACCGCCCUGUACAGCGACCUGAGCUUGGCCGAGAUGAGGCACAGGUUGCUGCCGCACGAGACCGACAUGCUGCACUACAGCGGUUCUUGUUCAUGGCCCAGAAUGACAUGGAAGACGAGUGGGAUAGUGAUGAGUUGGAAGAUGAUUUCUGA
Messenger RNA from Penicillium cinerascens, 1902 nucleotides. RefSeq names its product RBR-type E3 ubiquitin transferase. The transcript has a single exon. Gene Ontology annotation, cellular component: cytoplasm; ubiquitin ligase complex. The record is from RefSeq and is a predicted model, not a curated record. Gene Ontology annotation, biological process: ubiquitin-dependent protein catabolic process; positive regulation of proteasomal ubiquitin-dependent protein catabolic process; protein polyubiquitination. Lineage: Eukaryota; Fungi; Ascomycota; Eurotiomycetes; Eurotiales; Aspergillaceae. Bases 1 to 1902 code for a protein of 633 amino acids. Gene Ontology annotation, molecular function: ubiquitin protein ligase activity; ubiquitin conjugating enzyme binding; zinc ion binding.